Prunus armeniaca (apricot) is the source of this 927-nucleotide messenger RNA. Lineage: Eukaryota; Viridiplantae; Streptophyta; Magnoliopsida; Rosales; Rosaceae. The record is from the annotation of a GenBank genome assembly.
AUGGGGCUUUUGAGCACGGUUUUCGUUAAGUCCUGUGUAGAGUUCUGGGGGAGGAAAUGGAAUAUACAAGACAUAUCCAUAGUGGUUGUGUUUUUGGCUUUGCAUUGCCUUUGUUUAUUUGCACCCUUUCAUUUCAACUGGGGUGCAUUUUGGGUGGCUAUGGCUCUCUAUCUUCUGACUGGUUUAGGAGUGACUCUCUCUUACCAUAGAAAUCUUGCCCACAGGAGUUUCACCCUUCCAAAAUGGCUCGAGUACUCCUUUGCCUACUGUGGUGUUUUGUCACUUCAGGGUAGUCCGAUUGAAUGGGUGAGUACGCACCGGUACCACCAUCAGUUUACUGAUACAGGGAAAGACCCUCACAGCCCUAUCAAGGGUUUUUGGCAUAGUCACAUGGGUUGGAUCUUUGAUAGCAGUUAUCGGUUCGGACAAUAUGGAGGCCUAAAGAAUGUUGAAGAUUUGAAGAAGCAACUCUUCUAUAGGUUUCUUCGUCAUACUAACCUUCUACAUUCAGUUCUUCUUGGAGGUUUACUAUAUGCUGCGGGUGGAUUUUCCUUCUUGGUUUGGGGAAUGGGGGUGAGGACCGUACUUGGUUUCCACAACACUUUUCUGGUUAAUUCAGUUGGCCACAUGUGGGGAAAGAAACCAUGGAACACCGGUGAUAUGUCAAGGAAUAAUUGGUGGGUGGCACUGUUAGUUCUUGGAGAAGGGUGGCAUAAUAACCACCACGCUUUUGAAUACUCAGCUCGACAAGGGCUAGAAUGGUGGCAGUUUGAUUUUACUUGGUACAUAAUAAAACUUCUUCAAGCUAUUGGAUUAGCAACAGAUGUGAAGGUCCCAACUGAAAUUCAAAAGCAACGAAAAGCUUCAAAGAGCCCCCCCGCCCAUAGAAUACGAGAGUUGGGUGAUGGCAUAGGAGUGCUUCUAUAG